CGCCUUAUCCAGUAAAAGUUUCCCUUUCAUUAUCUGUCCUCUAUAUAUACCACUAAUCUCACACCUGUGUACCAGGAUAAGUCGGGACGCAUGGCAGCAGUAGCGAAAGCUGCUGUACUCUGACGCGCCUUAGCGGACACGCGGCCUAUCGUGGCUAAACGGUCGGCUUCUAUCAAACGGGUCGCUUUAUUUGCUCCGAAGAGUACCUUUAGAUUACGAGUCUACGAACAAUGGCCGACGAACAUGAGACCCCAUCCUCUGCGGAGGAAGACCUCCCGGUCGAGUCGCUAAUCCAGGGACGCGCGAAGCGAAGCACCGCAGGGCUUCACAUGUCGGCUCUUCUGGAUGCUGCCGCCGACGAUGACCUUGCACUUCUGUUCGAAGAAGUUGAGGACGACAACGAGUUUGCCGUGGAUGCGGAAGAUUUGGGCGGAGAGGAAGACGAUAUGCGUUUUGAAUCUUCGUCCGAUGAUGAAGACGACCAGGGUCCGAGCGCCAAGGACGAUGACUUUGAAGGGGAACAACAAUUACAGAAGGCAGAACGAGCAGACAAAAAGAAGAAGAGAGCGAAGGAAGAUCUCAGAUACAAAAUAGCCGCCAAACGAGUCAAGAUCGAUCCCACCGCCGUGUCCGCAGUGCCUGCCCCGCGACCGAAGAAGAAGUCCGAACGCGUUUCGUGGAUCCCGACGCCCGAAGAAGGGCCAACGAGAUCGUCCUCUCGUCGACAAACCAUGCAGAACAAGGAACUUACGCAUGCACGACUCAAAGACAGCGAGGAAAAGCGCAUUCGUCUCAUUGCGACCAUGGAAGAGGCAGCGAAACGGAAGGCUCAAUUCAAGCCGAAGGAGAUGACGCAGGCUGAACGUCUUGCCGAAGCUGAGAGAGUAGAACGGCACAACAGCAAAAGCCUCAAUAGAUGGGAGGAAAUGGAGAAAAGAAAAGCCGAGGAAAGAAAAGCGAAGAUUGAGGCGCUGCAAAACCGCCGUCUAGAGGGCCCGGUCAUGUCAUACUGGAGCGGCAUAGCAACAUGGGCCGAUGGUCGCUUAACGCGCAUUGGCAAAGUCGAUAUAACUCCCAAGCCGGAAAAAGAGGACACUACACGCAAGAAGAGCAAGAAGCUGGACAAAGAAGGGAAAAAUAUGACAGAGGAAAAACCGCCCGAGGUCAGUGCUUCUGUUAAGCCUGCCACGUCGCAAACAGCCCCUCAAACUACCGCUCAGCCCGAAAGCUCGAAGGAUCCAGUAGUAUCUGAAGAAGGGAAACCCGUGAAGGGGAACUCAGAACCCUCCAUAGCCCAACCAACUGAUCCUCAGUCGGUUCAAGAAAGCACGGCCCCAUCAGAAAGCAAAACGACCAAUGCCGACGGCGAGGCUUCCCCAUGUGCUCCCGAAUCUACAUCUGCACCCGCAACUGCACCUGCAGAGGCUUCAGCCACUGCCCCGGAACAACUACCCGCUUCUGCGCCCGUAAAGGCGUCAGGUACAGAGACAACGUCGGAAUCACAUCCGGUCGAUGUUGAAAUGAAAGAGGCAGAACCACAGACCGCCGCUGGUGAUAAAGCCCUACAGGGUAGAGAAUCAGAAGUUUCCGAGAUUGAGAACAAAGUUGAGAAAUCCGACGCAGAGAAGCCAGAAGAGUCUUCUGCGAGUGCAGCUCAAGCUCCACAGUCCACGGUGCAGGCUUCGGACGACCAGGAUCUUGCGGCCAAACACGAGAAACAAGCGGAGCUAGUCGCACCAUCUGUGCAGCCGAAAUCCAAUGAAGCCACACAGCCUGCGCAGGAAAACCCUUGUGAUGCAGCAAAGCAACCUGUUCCUGAGCCAUCUGCAGCCACCGGCCCAGAGUCAGAAACAGUCGCAGCCUCGGAGGAGCUUUCACCUACUACAGUGCCGGCCGCUGCUGAUGCACCUUCGCAAGCCGACGCACUCAAAAAUACCUCGAUGCCAACACAGUCGGAGAAGGAGAUUCCGGGGCCACAAGCUAGUCAGCCAAUCUUCGCGACUGAGAACGCACCGCAAGCAGAGGUUCCUCAACCUCCUCCAGUCAUUGAACAGAUGGGACGCAACCUGACAAUCUUGGAGAACUUCGAUGAAAGGACUGCACAAAGCCGCGAGUUCAGCAUUUACUUCAACGCGAAGAAGCCCCCAAGGCUUACCAAGAUAUCCUCAUCCCUCUGUGUGAUUACAUCACUUCCCUCUCGUUAUCGCGACCCCGACACGUCUCUCCCUUUCGCAAAUGCCUAUGCUUAUCACGAAAUUCGAAACGCGGUGUCGCAAAAGUUCAGUUGGAGCCCAAUGCUUGGGUGCUAUGUAGGCCCAGCUGGAGUAGCUGCGCGGGGUGUUCCAGCAAGGUUUCUGGGCGGACCUGAAGCAAAAGAGGAAUCCAAGGAGAGCGCACCUACUGCGAGUGACAGGGCUACCAACGAAUCGUGUGCAACCAAAGCGGAUGGCGAAACGAAGACUCCAGCCGAAGCUGAAGUUUCGAUUACCUCUACACCUAAUCCCGAUUCCGCUGCUGCACCUACUCCCACCCCGGUGGCCGCGGGCGAUCCAAUGGAGAUUGAUAAAUAAUCAAUCUGACAGCCUGGGCUAUCUCCAACCCCCAAGUGUAUAAUACUACGAUCCAGUCAAUGAU
Molecule: messenger RNA, 2634 nt
Organism: Aspergillus homomorphus CBS 101889
Lineage: Eukaryota; Fungi; Ascomycota; Eurotiomycetes; Eurotiales; Aspergillaceae
Product: putative signal transducer
Exons: 2
Coding region: 231-2570 (779 amino acids)
Biological process (GO): chromatin remodeling; regulation of DNA-templated transcription
Cellular component (GO): nucleus
Molecular function (GO): ATP-dependent H2AZ histone chaperone activity
Source: RefSeq, a predicted model, not a curated record